AUGGCGAAUAGGGUUCAUUUAUAUGUGGGGUAUGCGGAGGACACAAUUCUUAUUCCUGAGAGAAAUCGUGUUAUUAGACAACCUUUAUAUAUCUUUGUCAAUCAUGGUGGACAAUUUGUUAUGAUGAAUAAUGUGAUGGAGUAUUUUGGAGGGGAAGUUCAAUCCAGGCAUGCUAUUGAUCUUGAUAGGUAUAGUGAGAAAAAUCGGAAGAAUGAGGACUUUGUGUCAAUGAGGGAGGAGGUGAUUUUUACUGACGAUGGAUUCUAUGAGGCUGGCUUGGGAACUGAUGAGGAAGAGUACUUUCUAGCAAGGAAAACAAGGUUCUUUGGUGCUAAAGACAUGAACAACAAUAACCAAGAUAACUCUUAG
Molecule: messenger RNA, 369 nt
Organism: Striga asiatica
Lineage: Eukaryota; Viridiplantae; Streptophyta; Magnoliopsida; Lamiales; Orobanchaceae
Source: the annotation of a GenBank genome assembly